This is a messenger RNA of Chinchilla lanigera (long-tailed chinchilla), 2592 nucleotides long. RefSeq names its product THUMP domain containing 2 (gene Thumpd2). The record is from RefSeq and is a predicted model, not a curated record. The transcript has 11 exons. Gene Ontology annotation, molecular function: tRNA (guanine) methyltransferase activity; RNA binding. Bases 505 to 1962 code for a protein of 485 amino acids. NCBI's taxonomy places the organism in Eukaryota, Metazoa, Chordata, Mammalia, Rodentia, Chinchillidae. Gene Ontology annotation, biological process: tRNA methylation.
GAGCCGAGCUGUCUUCCGGGCCGAGCGCGGUUCCGGGUCCCGGAGCCACGCGGCGGCGUGCGCGCCCCGAGCGUGCCCGCGCGUCCUCGAGGGCGGGGCGGAGCCGAGGCUGCGCGUCGUUAUUUCUUGGAUACUUCUUCAACAAGUAUCAGAGCCUGCAGCUGGCUAGUCUUCAAGAUCAGUUACGGAAACAGCGUUGUUUCCCGACAGUAACUAGCUUUAGUAGGGCUGUUGCGGGGCUCCAGCGGGGGAGAUUCUGCAAUUGAAGGAGUGGGGAAUUAGAGCAGAGGACACAUCUAAACCAGUAUCAGCGUAUAAUAAUAGUUGCUGACUUGUAUCAAGUAUUUUGUGUGUCAGGCACAUGCUCUUAGAUCCUUAUGCCCUAUUUCUUGCUUAAUCUUUCCAAUGCUAUGAAGUAUUCCACAUUUAACCGAUAAGGAGAAUAAAGCACAGGUUGAAUAUGUUUCAGGAAAGGUUUUUUUCACUACCCGUUCUGAUUUGAAUAUGCUGAAAAAAUUAAAAUCUGCUGAAAGACUGUUCUUGCUGAUUAAAAAGCAGUUUCCACUUGCUGCUGCUUCUCUAAGUAAAGGAAAAAUACUUAAUGAAGUACAACGACUUGUAAACGAUGAUCCUGGAAGUUGGUUAGAUGCCAUUUCAGUUUGGAAAAACCUUCUUGAACUUGUCAUAAAUGGGGAAGAACUUUCUCAGAGGGUCGCUAGCUCACUUAAAAGAAAAGUAGGAGAAAACGAAAGCAUCAUUGCUAAGAAAUUAAAAACAGAAGAAAUGCAAAAGAUUGAAGGUGAUCACAGGGAAUGCCAGCUGGAAGAACAAACAGAGGAAGACACCCUGGAGCAAAGAGAUUCCACCGCUAGCAGAGACAAAUUUGAAAAAGAAGACGGUCAGAGGGAGGCAGAGAGAACAGCUGAUACUCAUAGCCAGAAGGACUUGACCUUCAGGGUAUCUUGCCGCUGCAGUGGAACCAUAGGGAAUGUCUUUACUGCACAGGAAGUAGGAAGAGUAAUUGGAAUUGCUCUGAUGAAGCAAUUUGGAUGGAAAGCAGAUUUGAGGAAUCCAAAUUUAGAGAUCUUUGUACAUCUAAAUAACAUUUACACUGUAGCAGGGAUUCCUAUGUUCAGGGUUCCUUUAGCCAGCAGAACUUACAUUAGGACAGCUGGACUCCGGUCUACCGUAGCGUGGGCGAUGGCAUCUCUUGCGGAAAUUAAGGUUGGUACAUUUGUUUUAGAUCCAAUGUGUGGACUUGGAACAAUACUUUUGGAAGCUGCUAAAGAAUGGCCAGACGGGUAUUACGUGGGUGCCGAUGCCAGCAACUCGCAGUUACUUGGUGCGUGGGACAAUCUGAAAGCCGCAGGCCUUUGUGAUAAAAUUGAGUUGCUUAAAGCCUCUGUCACAGAAUUGCCACUGCCUUCAGAAAGUGUUGAUAUUAUUAUUUCUGACAUUCCAUUUGGGAAAAAGUUUAAACUGGGAAAAGACAUCAGAACCAUUCUACAAGAAAUGGAAAGGGCUGCACUCUGCCCACUUCUCCUUCUUAUCCUCAGCCUUUCUGAGAGAUUCGGUCAUCCUUCGCCAGAUGCGCGGACAGUGUUGGCGUAUUCUGUGCACUGCUUCAGGUCCUGCAGGGUGCUGCGUGUUGGUGGGACCAUUGUAUUGUUGCUGAGCGAAGAUCAUCAUAGGCUCCUUACAGAUUAUGGAGGAAGCCACGCGCCUUUGGAUUCCAGAGGCAGCCGCACUGAUGAACCUGGAGUUAGGAAGUGCUUCAGUCCUGUCGAAAAAACUGACCUAUCAGAGAAACUGACGACUUUGUGCGAAGCUGCUUACCAGGAAUGUUCAGACAAAAUGUUGCCAUGUGGCUCUUUGGUGCCUGUAAAGUACUACGAAGUCAGCCUUGGAAAAACAAACGCAUUCAUAUGUAAAUAUAAGAAGUCAUCCCCUCCUGGACCAUAGUGGACUUGCUGCCCUAAGUCAGGUGCAAGUCCUUGGAAGUCAGCUUUGCAGGAACCCUGUCGUCUGCAGGAUUCAUUAUUGCACCAGAGUUCAAAAGUCUCACCCUCCUGAGGACAAGACAUGGCUGAUGGACACAUUCCUUGGUACUACACGCGUGAGGUGCUUAGUGAUCAUGAGAGAGCACAGCUGAUGAAUGCUUUGAAAGGAGCCUGAAGUUCUGUCAGAUUGUGAAAAGACCUGCUCCGCCGCACACUGUGUCUGAGCAGAACUCCACCUUCCAAGUGAAAGUGUCCAGGGGUUCACAUGAGUGUAUGAUAGGUAUUUUAUUUUUAGAACUGUAGAAACUUUUAUCCGUAACUUCUUCGGACACUAAACUUGAUUUUAUGGACCUAUAAUUUUCUUCUCCAUUAAUAGGAAAAUAAUUUUUCUUUGCAAGACAUUUUGUAUCACAUGUUAUAUUAGACAUCAGUGAGAGCGAUAUGAAGAAAGCCAAUAUCCUUCAUAAUGGAAAGUGCAAUUUGUGCUUUUUCUUCCAAAAAAGCCUUAAUUGUCCCCCACCCUCAUUUGAAGAAAUUCAAUGUUUCCUAUGUUCAUUACUUGAAAAAAAAAAAGAAAGUUGGUUAAAAUGUA